ACGCAGCGCUAUCCGCUCCGGAAAACUGCCGCCGUGGCAACAAGAGAAGCUCACGUGAGGUGAGCUUUUGCUCUUAUCGCUGGCGUGCAGUCUACGCUGCAUGAUACUGCUACACGUGCGAACUGCCGACCCAGACAGCUGCCAGCCACAACACGCAGUAGGACAUUGACGGCCACCAACACAGCACAACAGGUACAGGGUGCACAGACAGCGACGUAACAGGUUGAGCCAUGGCAGCAAAGCUUAUCACCACUGGGUCUAUUAUGAUCACAUUCGUGGUCCUUGCCUACUCGGUCGAUCCUGAGUGCCCAAAACUUAAAUGUUUGGCUGGUAAUAAGGUGGCCUGUUUCAUCGAUGACGAGCGCUGUCAUUGCAGCUGUGUAACUGAUGCCGACCCCUGCGAGUCAUUGCGCAACCACUCCUGCCCCGAGGCUCAUUCACUCAGUUGUAUCAGCGAGGCAAUCACCUGCACGUGCCGAUGUGUUUUGAAAUGAUGGAAAGAUGGAGAACUAUCUGCCUAUGGAUGAAACGGGAAUGAAGCAUGCUACCACAAAUGUGUUGCAUCUUUGUUUUGGAUUUCAAUAUUGUAAUCAAGAGAUUAUAAUAACUGAAUAAAUACAUUUGUAUUUACAU
Messenger RNA from Rhipicephalus sanguineus (brown dog tick), 633 nucleotides. RefSeq lists its product as uncharacterized. The record is from RefSeq and is a predicted model, not a curated record. NCBI's taxonomy places the organism in Eukaryota, Metazoa, Arthropoda, Arachnida, Ixodida, Ixodidae. The coding region runs from base 231 to 494 and encodes 87 amino acids. The transcript has 5 exons.